Messenger RNA from Triticum urartu, 314 nucleotides. Lineage: Eukaryota; Viridiplantae; Streptophyta; Magnoliopsida; Poales; Poaceae. The record is from RefSeq and is a predicted model, not a curated record.
UUUUCUCGACUCGAGAUGUUAGAAGGUGCUAAAUCAAUAGGUGCCAGAGCUGCUACAAUUGCUUUAGCCGGAGCUGUUGUCGGUAUUGGAAACGUCCUCAGUUCUUUGAUUCAUUCCGUGGCGCGAAAUCCAUCAUUGGCUAAACAAUCAUUUGGUUAUGCCAUUUUGGGCUUUGCUCUCACCGAAGCUAUUGCAUUGUUUGCCCCAAUGAUGGCCUUUCUGAUCUCAUUCGUUUUCCGAUCGCAUAAAAAGUCAUGAGAUCAAAAAAGAAAUGUGAGAAUGUAGUUACAGAUGUAAAAAAAGUCAAUAUCUCG